This is a messenger RNA of Heterostelium album PN500, 663 nucleotides long. RefSeq lists its product as uncharacterized. The record is from RefSeq and is a predicted model, not a curated record. The transcript has a single exon. The coding region runs from base 1 to 663 and encodes 220 amino acids. NCBI's taxonomy places the organism in Eukaryota, Evosea, Eumycetozoa, Acytosteliales, Acytosteliaceae.
AUGUUAAAGUUAUUUCAAAGUUUUAUAGGAAGAUGGAGUUUUCAUAGAGAUAUAUCACAUUUUGCACAGACAAAUCAAACAUUUGUUAAUCCAUUCCUCUCAUCAACAACAGUCACUCCAACAUCAUGUAAUAUAUCAUCUCAGUUUCAAAACUCGGGCAGUAGCAGUAGUAAUAAUCUUCUCAUGAAUAAUAGUUUAUUAGAAGAAAAGAUGACUGUCGAUGGAUUUGCAACAUUUACACAGGAUUCAGUAGAUUCUCAAUCAUCAUCAUCAAAAACAACAACAACAACAACACCAUCAUCAACUACAUCAACGACAAUAGACGAUGAUAAAAUAGUUCAACCAUUACGAUAUGAAGAGAAAGGAUUACUAUUUAAAGAGGAUGGUACAAGUUGUCCUGUCACACAAAGAUAUAUUUAUUGUUACGAGCAUGAGAAGAUCAAUGUCUAUUUCGAUGGAAAUCCACCAACACGGUUGUUACACUCUUUGGAUUUCGUUAAUUCUGCGCUUGCCACAGGACACCAUUGGUGUCCACCCGACAACUACGAUGCUACCUAUGAAUUUGUAUCUUCAUCGGAAUUCAAACUUACAUACUGCGUACAAGGUCCAAAGAAGAAUUACAGAAUGAUUACCACUUUUAAAAGAGCAGCAACUACAGAUUAA